AUGACUGUUAAAGAGCAUAAUGAAGAAAAUAUUAUUGGUGAUGAAUUACAGAAUUCGAGGCAACUCUCCAUUGAUUGCGAUUCAGUUAAAAUUUCACUAAGGAACACAUAUUGGACCAAAGACUAUACAACAGGUAUCAAAUUAUUCAUAAAACAUAUGAAUAGAGAAAAUGAUCUGUUAAUUAAAGACAUCAAAUUUUAUAACGAUUUUGUCAACAAAUUUUGGAAACCAACAUUGAACAAUUUACAAAAAUUGGACGGAACUAAUUCAAUGAAUGGCAGACUACUGGAAGUGAUGAAUAAACAAUUUAGUAUAAUAUCAACAGAGCAAAUUGAAAAAGACUGUAAAAUGCCAUUGCAAGAAUUAAGAGAUCUUAAUGAGAGCUUCCUUCAUGAAGCAGAAAACGAUUUGUCAUCUCGUUAUUCGGUUUACGUUAAAGAUUUAGUUGCAGUCAAAGAAGCUUUAAUUGAGUGUCAGAAAAGAGUUCAAUCCAUAUACAAGUUGAAAAAAGUGAAGAUGUCAAUGGAUAGUUCUUCCUCUGCUUUUGGGAAUAGUGAGGAUAGCGCACCUUUAACGAGAUCGAGAUUCGUAUAUGAGUUUCCCUAUACUUUAGACGAGAGGUUAAAAUUUGAUGAUUGCAACCAAUUUAUGUCAUUUUUGCAAGCCUUGAGGGAAAAGGUUGUUUUGGAGAAGAAUGUCUUUCCUGUUCCAGGUUUGCCAAAUCAAAGUUUCCAAGGCCGAUCAUUGGUAAAAGAAUUGAAGAAACUUGAACCUAAACUAGACCUAUCCUUAUUUAAUACCGAUAGAAUAGGUAAUGAAUUCAUCCGGCUCGGUGUAAUACAGGAAUAUUCCCUGAAUUUUUACUCCAGCAAAAGUUCUCAGUUUGAUCAGGAAAAAUACUACUACUGGGACAGUGAACUUAUCAGUACGCAAGAGAGAAAUGGUAAUACUGGAAUCAGGAAUAAGAAAUCAUACGGCGACUUAACACAAUCUAAUAAUGGACAUGAAGAAAAAUCAAAUGUAUCAUCAAUCAGGACGUCUAUAUCCGAUUGGAUCCGCAAAGUUAGUCUACAUGACAAUGAUGAUAGCGAUGCAGCGGGAAGCACAGACAUAAAUGAAAAUGAAUGGAAGGGUUUAAAGCAGCAACUGGAAUUAUCGCAAGAUAAUUUUUUCGCCAAAUGUUGCCAGUUGGAAUAUUCUAAAGUGCAGUUGGAAAAAGCCAUUUAUGAUUAUUGUAAGAAUUACUCUAAGAUGGAGGACGGGAUCAAACGAACUCUAAGAUCAUCAAACAAGACCUUUCAACGAAACUGUGAGAAAUUUACUGAGUCACCUGUGUGUUCUCUACAGGAAGGACACCUGCCACAGAAAAGUGACGAUAUAGAUAUAAGAGGAUUUUUCCUCAGGGAUAACGGCAUACCCUUUCGCAAGUGGAAUAUCAUAGAGGCGAGUGACCCAGUCGACGCUUGCAAAGAAAUCUCCAUUAAAAGCGAGAAGUUUUUCUGCGGUAGUGAAAUAAACAAUGAUCUGGCUGCCGUGGAUACGUUAGAGGCAAUAAAAACUAUACUCCGGCAGAUUGAAAAGGAACCAAAUACUGAAAAAAUCGCACAAAGUUGGCACAAAGAUAUCGACUUUGUAAGGGUUUCAAAUUUGAAAAGGGACUUAUUAGGGGAAUUCAAAGAAUCCAAAACUAUCGGAAAUACAAAUUCUGUAAUCACUGCUCAGUUUUUCGAAAACUCGCACAGUUAUGUCGCUAACGAUCUCGUCGGACUCAUCAAACUAUGGCUGUUAGAACUACCCGAUAGCCUGGUACCCUCAAAUCAUUACGAUGAUUUAGUUAAGGCAAAGAAACCGCUAAUCUCCUUAUGCGAACAAUUUCCUACGAGCUCCUUAAGGUUUCUACAAGAAUUAGCAAACCAUUUUCAAAUACUCAACGAUAGAUCCUCACUUCCGCCGCAAACAGUGCAAGAUCUGUUUAGAGACAACAGUGACAUAGACAUCCCAUUGGCCCACCACUUCGUAAGAAGAACAGGCCUGCAGAACCCAAUUGACAUCAAAAUCUUGUCGCCAGCACUAUAUACUUUCUUUAUCAACCGAAGAACUGUAGACAUUUUGCAAACGCUGAUCGCUAACAGCACCACGAUGAUGACAACAACAGCUGCGAUACUCACUGAACCACCGAUGAUAAUUAUAAAGGAUACAACAAUACCCAUAUCAUCUAACCCUAAACUACCGCCAAACGACAAGGAUGGGCCUUUCAUACCACGACCUUUCAAGACUAGUUCUACUCCGACAACCCCAGAAAGACCCAAACGCAAGAGCGGUCUAUUCCUUCCCAUUAACGUCAACGACUUCCCUCCUACAUAA
Messenger RNA from Saccharomyces paradoxus, 2364 nucleotides. RefSeq names its product Rgd3p (gene RGD3). Gene Ontology annotation, cellular component: cytoplasm. NCBI's taxonomy places the organism in Eukaryota, Fungi, Ascomycota, Saccharomycetes, Saccharomycetales, Saccharomycetaceae. Bases 1 to 2364 code for a protein of 787 amino acids. The record is from RefSeq and is a predicted model, not a curated record. Gene Ontology annotation, biological process: signal transduction; regulation of GTPase activity. The transcript has a single exon.